Molecule: messenger RNA, 3410 nt
Organism: Hemicordylus capensis (graceful crag lizard)
Lineage: Eukaryota; Metazoa; Chordata; Lepidosauria; Squamata; Cordylidae
Exons: 3
Coding region: 161-832 (223 amino acids)
Source: RefSeq, a predicted model, not a curated record
GAAGAAGCAUCUCACAGGAGCAGCUUGAUUCUUCUCCUACUAUCCCCAAGAAUAGAUGGGAUCAUCUUGGCAAAACAGUUGUGCACCUUUUAAAGAUACAAAUGAGUAGUGAGAAGCUGCCAUGUAAGAAGUAUCUAUUUGUUUUGAGCAGGAAUUUGUAAUGGUUGGGAGCAGUUUGAACCAAGCAAUCCAGCAGAUGAGGCUCUGGUCACACCAGCUGAGACAAACCAGAACAGGGAAACGGAGCUCCGUGAUACAGGAACCAGGUGCCCUCGAACCCCAGGCCAACCCGAAGGAACCGAGGCUGAAGGCGAGACCUCUUCUCCCCACCGACCGGGACUGGUGGUGGACACAGGUCAAGAUCGCGGGCAUUGGCUCCCUGCUUCAAUCCCACCGGAACCGGAUUGUUGCACAGAGGGAAGAAAGAAGAAAGAAGAAACCAGCAUCACCAGAUCCCAUGACCGGCUCCCCCGGUCUAUCCUCAGUUACUGUAACCUCACAUUCUGCUCCCCCAGGCUCCCCAGAGGCCCUAGUGUCUGUUAGGUUCAAGUGGGCGGGCAGUGCACCCAUCCUAACUAUGUUUUUGUUUCACCGCUGUGGGACCCUUCCUCACCUCAGCUUUCUGGCCUUAUACUUCGCCUCCGGCCUGUCCCUCCCAGAGCAGGAGUCAGGGCCCAAAGGGGGGUGCAACCCUUGCUUGUGGAUUACAACUGAUGGCUGGAAGACCACUCAGACGUUGGUCUAUCACAGCUCAUACAGCUGCAAUGGCACCAGCUCAACCUGCCGCCACGCUAACACCACUUACCAGGUGUGCACAGAGCUGGCUCCAUAGUCUGCCACACCCCAGGCAGGCAGACCAAGUGGCAGCUCCAGUUGUAUGGCCCAGAUUCGGGGAUGGGAGCUACCGCCUAUAACCGACUCUUGAGGUAUACCACCGUGCCCUCCCAUGGCCAGGACAAGCCUUUGACCCUUUGCUUCGACACCUGUCAUGCCACAGACCAGGACCCUGCUGGGAUAUAUUGUGGAGGGAUAGAAUGGGAAAGAACCUACCGCACAGCCAGGUUCUAUGUAGGUUUCCACAGGGCUAGUCUGAAUAGGGCCCCCGCUCGUUCUGGGAAGUGGGACACGAACCGCCAGAGGUGGGUGAACACCUUGGGAGGCAAGGUUACCCACGGCCAAACAAAACCAGACUGCAAACACCAUCGCUGCACCCCCCUCUGUCUCAGAAUCACUCCUAACCAGGCCAAGAGUUCCUGGGUGCCAGUAGGAGAAGGAAAUUAUGAGGCUGAAGUUAGCAUGGGGAUUCAUGUCCCUGGGGCCAGAGAUCCAACCGGCCAAGUCCGGUUCCUGAUGAAAGGGGACUGGGAGAAACCCACUGAACACCUUGUCCACACUACGUUCUGGAAAGAGAUGGGCACAGUCAUGGAAGUGCCAGCUGUUACCAAGAACCUGUUUGUGGACUUAGCAGAGCAAGUAGCCCUAAGCUUGAGUGUGACCGCUACGUUUGUGCAGGCACCAAGAUGGGCGAACAGUGGCCCUGGGAGGCACGGGAGGUGGAUUAUGUCAACAUAAGCAGAAGCCCGAAUCUAACAUGGACAGAUCAUCAGCGCCCCACCCAGUGGGCCCUCCAGAACUCCAUCAUAGGGUCCAGAUGUUUUAUUCGCCCGGCUGAGCGAAUAAAACAUCGAAUAUAACAUCUCCACGGGGGCACUGGCCUGUGAGGCAGGGAUGGUUUGCAACACCACUAGGAAGUGGAUGGACUUCAAUCAUGCAGGCUCUAAGAUCCCCCCCAACCCUUAUAAUCAGUCUACCCAGAAGAGUCUAUAUAAUCUCUGGGAGGACCCCUGCGGGACCUCCAGCUCUUGGGAGGCUCCAGACCACCUGUAUUGGAUUUGUGGGACAGCUGCCUAUGUCAGUUUGCCUCCAACUUGGGCAGGAACCUGCGUGCUGGGCACGAUCAAACCCAGCUUUUCCCUCUUUCCCAUAAGGGCAGGCGAACGACUAGGAGUCCCAGUCUAUGAGAGCCGAGGGCGGGCCAAGCGGGGUCUUGGGUCACCCCUGAGAAUAGGAAAUUGGAAGGACAAUGAAUGGCCCCCUGAGAGGAUAAUACAGUACUAUUGUCCCGCCACUUGGGCUCAAGAUGGAAGCUACGGUUAUCGAACUCCCAUAUACAUGCUCAACCGCAUUAUUAGGCUACAAGCAGUGUUAGAGAUAAUUACAAAUGAGACCUCUUUGGCUCUCAGCCUCCUAGCCACAACUAACACCCAGCUCCGCACAGCAGUGUACCAGAACUGUUUAGCACUAGACUAUCUGCUAGCAAUGGAGAGUGGUGUAUGUGGCAAAUUCAACCUGUCCAAUUGUUGUAUCUAGAUCAAUGACCAAGGGAAGGCCAUAGAGGAGAUCACUGAUCGUAUGCGCAAGCUAGCACAUGUUCCUGUCCAGAACUGGCAAGGCCUAGACACCCCUGACUGGUUUGGGAAUUGGUUUGAGUACUUUGGAGGUUUGAAAACAAUGGUGGGGGGAGUUCUGAUAUUACUUUUGGGUUGCUUAUUGAUACCUUGUUUAUUACCCUUGUUUAUCUCCUCGGGGCGACAAGCCCUUGAGAGAAUAGUGGUACGAAAAACAGCUGUUCACAUCAUGCCUUUGUACCAAGCACUGUCCAGAAAAACCUGAGUUGUAAGUGCCGUGCAGGGCGGCAAAGGGGGGAAAUGAGGCAGAAACUCAGGUUUGCGCUGGUCAAGAAAUGGUUAAUAGGGUCUAUAAGAUGCCUUGUUGUUAAUUGCAAGUUGUUAACGUCAUAAAUUAACUGGUCUGGAUGGGAUGCCAGCGAGAGGCCUCUCUCUCUGAUAUCUCCAGCUAGCCAAGCGUGUAAACUAACAUUUUCAAGGAUACGUCUGGAGGAAGAGUAGAUAGUUUGCUUAUCUAUAUGUAGAAGAAGAAAGGCUUAAUUGUAAUAGAGGAAUGUUGCCAAUUGUAAUAUAAGCAUGAUUAAAGAGCAUGAUUAUAUGAUAUAUAGAGCCCCUGGUGGCGCAGUGGUAAAACUGCCGCCCUGUAACCAGAAGGUUACAAGUUCGAUCCUGACCAGGGGCUCAAGGUUGAGUCAGCCUUCCAUCCCUCCGAGGUCGGUAAAAUGAGUACCCAGAAUGUUGGGGGGCAAUAUGCUAAAUCAUUGUAAACCGCUUAGAGAGCUUCCAGCUAUAGAGCGGUAUAUAAAUGUAAGUGCUAUUGCUAUUGCUAUGAUUAUAAUAAUUGUAAUAUGACGGAUAAAUGAUGCUAACCAAUGAAGAUUGUAUCCACUGAAUGUAAUUAAGAUGAGUAUAAGAACUGAACCUGGAAUGUAAUCUUUAUCUCAGGUUGGGAGCGAUUCCACUGAGAUCAAAUUGCCAGGCAAUAAAUCUGUUUUCUCUCAA